CGAUUCUUCUACUCUCUCGCGAGGGAUUGAGAAUCGAUUUUACAGAAGGAAAGAACCUGGAAGGAAACUACGAAUGAUUCAAGGCUGAUUCCUCGCUGCGUUAAUGCCAAAAAUAUGAUAGAACAAAAAUACUCCGUCAUUUUUUUCCUUCCCGGUAGCAGCCAAAAUCCUGAAAUCCACCACAACCGUCUCGCCUUCCCAGUUCCUUGCCGCAUCUUCAACAGUCCGGUCUCUGCCAAUUAAUCAAUUAGGGUUUGUCAUUUCUUCCAGAAUAGUGUUUUCAUUAAACAAUUGAAUUUUUGAAAGAACGUAAAUGUUGUAAUUGUGCAUCAACGAUUGAAUUUGCCAAAAUAAUUUAAGUAUCCAAGACUAGAAAUAGUCAAACCUCAGCAGAUCGCAUUCAGAGCACUUAAUUGGUUAGAAGUCUCUGAUUUUUGAAAUUUCCCUGUUCAUAAUUUCAUGUGAUGCUAUGAGCGCAUGAUAAUUUUUUUGUGCUUUAUGACUAUUUUUUAAAAUUAUGUAUUCACGUUUCUUUUUUCUUUUUCAGGCUAAAGACUGAAGUCAACCAGUAGAAGCUUUGGACUCACUUUCAUAUUUUGAAUCUUUAAUUUUGCUAUUUACAAAAUUGAAUUUGAUUUUGAAUAAUUGAGUAACUCAUUUUGAGUUGGCUUUUGGUUGAAUUGAAUAAAUCAGUUUGAUUUUGAUUCUAAUUGAAUGAUUUUUACGGUAUUUGAAUUGAAUGAUAAAUCAGUUUCUGCAAAUCCUAUGAAAAAUCCUAAACUCCUCCUUCAUGAUUAGAGGUUGUGUUGCACUUUCAAUUAAGCAUCACACUGCUAGCCCAUCCACCAUUCUUUUUUCAUACUCCGGGGAGAUAUUUGAUACUCCAUUUGCAUUUCCCUCUCUGUUGUUACCUCUGUAAUGUACUAUUAGGAUUGUUAGGCCCAAAUGAAGAACACUAAAAUGCAAAUUAACUGUUCUCUACAGGACAAUGCAGAUGAUUUUUGUGUUGAACAUGGUGAGAGUAGGAGAUCUUUUGACGCUUUUUGAAUGGUGGAGAGUUCAAUUUUUAAUGUUAGUUUCAUGGAGCAUUAAAUGGUGGGUGGUAUUGACAUCCCUCACAGCGACAAAAGGUUUGCUGGAUUCAGCAAGGAUUCAAAGCAACUAUAACCUGAGGAUGAUGGAGGAUGACUCCAAGAGACACGUCAGCCGGACCCCACCAGCCACGUGGAAGAGCUUUUUGCUCGGCCCAUGAGCUCGGCUCGUCUUACGGGCUCGGCUCGGCCUGCGAGCUCGGCUAGAGAGCGUGACAGUGAUGGGAGGAAAGCGACCGGCUGCGUUGACUGCAUGAUAGCGACGGGAUGAAAGGGACAACUAAUAACAGAUGAUGACGUCCGCUAGGCGAAGAACCUCGAUCAGAGGUCUUUGACUAUGUGUAUUGUAUCCCCUAUAAAAGGGGCGAAACCCCUCAUUGUAAUGGAUCCAAGUUUAGAACAAAUAAACUCCUACUUU
Messenger RNA from Cuscuta campestris, 1509 nucleotides. The record is from the annotation of a GenBank genome assembly. Lineage: Eukaryota; Viridiplantae; Streptophyta; Magnoliopsida; Solanales; Convolvulaceae.